Molecule: messenger RNA, 2472 nt
Organism: Arvicola amphibius (Eurasian water vole)
Lineage: Eukaryota; Metazoa; Chordata; Mammalia; Rodentia; Cricetidae
Gene: Suds3
Product: SDS3 homolog, SIN3A corepressor complex component
Exons: 13
Coding region: 137-1135 (332 amino acids)
Biological process (GO): negative regulation of transcription by RNA polymerase II
Cellular component (GO): Sin3-type complex
Molecular function (GO): histone deacetylase binding
Source: RefSeq, a predicted model, not a curated record
GCGCCGGGGGCGGAGCUCGGGACCGAGGGAGACCGGGUGGCGGCGACUCCGGCUCCGCGAGGUGGGGGCCGUCGGGGCGCAGCCAGGCGGCCGCGAUCUCCGCGGGACGCGUUCCGCCGCGGCCCGAGGCGGCGACAUGAGUGCCGCGGGGCUGCUGGCUCCCGCGCCCGCCCCGGCUGCAGCGCCGCCUGCCCCGGAGUACUACCCCGAGGACGACGAGGAGCUGGAGAGCGCCGAGGACGACGAGCGCAGCUGCCGGGGCCGCGAGUCCGACGAAGACACCGAGGACGCUAGUGAGACAGACCUGGCAAAGCACGAUGAGGAAGACUACGUGGAGAUGAAGGAACAGAUGUAUCAGGACAAACUGGCGUCUUUGAAGAGGCAGCUGCAGCAGCUACAGGAAGGUACGUUACAGGAAUAUCAGAAGAGGAUGAAGAAGCUGGAUCAGCAGUACAGAGAGAGGAUCCGGAACGCAGAACUCUUCCUCCAGCUGGAAACCGAACAGGUGGAAAGGAACUAUAUCAAGGAGAAGAAGGCGGCCGUGAAGGAGUUUGAAGACAAGAAGGUGGAACUGAAGGAGAACCUGAUCGCCGAGCUCGAGGAGAAGAAGAAGAUGAUUGAGAAUGAGAAGCUCACGAUGGAGCUGACAGGAGAUUCUAUGGAGGUGAAACCCAUCAUGACCAGAAAAUUGCGGAGGCGACCAAAUGAUCCUGUCCCCAUUCCAGACAAGAGGAGAAAACCAGCUCCCGCUCAGCUAAACUAUUUGUUAACGGACGAGCAGAUCAUGGAGGAUCUGAGAACGUUGAACAAGCUUAAGUCACCUAAGAGGCCAGCUUCCCCAUCCUCUCCUGAACACUUGCCUGCCACACCUGCAGAGUCUCCAGCCCAGAGAUUUGAGGCUCGGAUAGAAGACGGCAAACUGUACUAUGAUAAAAGAUGGUACCACAAGAGCCAAGCCAUCUACCUAGAGUCAAAGGACAACCAGAAGCUGAGCUGUGUGAUCAGUUCAGUGGGAGCCAAUGAGAUCUGGGUGAGGAAGACCAGCGACAGCACCAAGAUGAGGAUCUACCUGGGCCAGCUGCAGCGCGGGCUCUUCGUGAUCCGCCGGCGAAAACUCUUAACUUACCGGGACUAGCUGCUUGGCCUGGAACAUGGAGAGCGCUGUGGGAUCUUCAAGGCACUCACAUGGCCGGCCACUUCCAUCUCUGUACCGUUCUUUCCUGCCUCGGCUUCUUCCAGAGUCAGUCACCAGAAACUUACUCUCAGGAGUAUGGGGGUUUCAUCCACUUCCCUUUUAUUUUUAUUUUAUUUUUUUGUUUAUACUUGAUCCUUUUUUUUUUUAACCCUCUUUUGAGUUUGAAGGGGAGCUCUUUUUAAUAAGUAUCUUGAGGUCUUUCUCCCAUGAAGAGCAGCGAAUGUGUUUUUCUGUGUGAUCUGAUUGGUGGAUUGUGUGCCUGCUUCCCUUGUUAGGCCCGGAAGUGUGGGGUAGGAGAGUUCUCUCGGCUCUGCCAUCUCCGAGAAAUAAAUGAUGUGUAGCAUCUCAUCUGCCUUGCGCCUCUCACUGGCCCAGCGGCUGGGCUUCAGUCUUCACCCUGGGGACUGCAUCCGGUGGGCGGGGCUAGGAGAGGGGGCAGCGCACGUUCCUAGCACGCUAGAGUUCCCAGUCUGGAUGUUCUUGAAUGCACAUGAUUUAUUUAGACAUGCCUGUCCUUGCUCAGGGUAGAAGAAGUGGUAAUUUCAGAAAUUUCUAUUUGUAAUUCCUCUCUCCCAGUGGCUGUGGUCUGGGUCUUCUCUGCUAGUUGGGGGUUUUUGCUGGAUCCGCCAUAGAACCCCUAACCUCUCCUGAGAUUUUGCCCAUGUUGGUAACAAGGAGAGCUCUGUCGUGCUGCAGCCACCAAAUCUGUGUGCUUUUUCUUGAGCACCCCCAAUGAAGCCUCCCGUCAUGGCCUCUUUUCCUCCCUGGCCCUUCCGUUGGAGAAAUGACUAGCGGGGCAGUGGGUUCUUUGUGCUCUAACUACCACUGUUCCCAUGUGAAGAAGUGGGUUCGAGCAACCGUUCCCAUCUCUGUGGACUCCAGUCGGCCGUCUGCAUUUCAGAGUCCCCCCUGCCCCACCCUGGAGAUGGGGUUUCUCUGUGUAGCCUUGACCGUCCUGGGAACAACUCUGUAGACCAGGCUGACCUCAAAUCUGCCAGCCUCUGCCUCUUGAAUUCUGGGAUUAAAGGCAUGCGCCACCACUGCCUGGCUUUUAGAAAUCUUUACAAAUAAUCUGUUUGGUUCUUAGCCCCUUGGACUCCAUUCAUGUUGCCUCUUGAGGCCACAGUGGUGGCUCUGACUCGGAGGAAAGACUGUACAAACGGACGUAUUAUACAAACGGACGCGUUGUUCUCAUUUACAUCCAUUGUCUCUCAUUGAAAUUUUUAAGAAACCAUGAUAAAUGAUGAUGUUUAUUAAUUAAAAGUUGCCAAGUGGUC